AUGCAGGACGUGCAGCUGUCGCUGGCGUUCAUCGUGUGGGCGCAAAGGCGGGAUAGGGCGUCUGCAGGCGGCGGAUCGAACGCUUCGACGGCGAACGAGGGACUGUACAGCUUCAAAUACCACAACAAGCCCGCCUCGGUCGACCCAUCCUCGUCCGCGACCGUCUUUGCCGUCCCCUCGACCUCGACUUCCUCGCAGUCGGCCGAGCCAGACACGAUUUACGCUUCAUUUCCAUCGACGAAGCAGGGCGUAGGGAAGAACAAGGGAAAACAGGUCGAGCACCGCUUUGUCGGGACCGAGAUGCAGGCAAAGGAAGUGGAUGUCGUGCUAGUCUGGGACGAGGCGGCGCAGUGCUGGUCACUCGAACCGCUCGUCUCGUCCAUCUCCUUCAAGCCCGACCGCACGCCCAACUCGAAAGCCCCGCCUACUCCCCCCGUUCCCUCUGCGCACGAACUCCAAUCCACCACUCGCGCGUUCUUCGACAGCGACGCAACGAAUCCGUUCGCUUUCGUCGCUGCCCAGCCUGCGGCGAAGAACGAGGACAAGCCAGCUGCGAAACGACCCAAGUCCUCGUCCAGCUCGUCUGCUCCACCUCCGCCUGGUCUCGCCUCGCUCCUCAACCCGGCGUCGUCCCCAUCCGCGAACGGCGUUCUACCUCCCUCCGCCGCUCAGUCGGAAGACGAAGAUGACGAUAUGUUUGAGGAAGUCGGCGUCGGCGAGUCUCAGCCGCAGGUUGCGGACGUGCCUAGUUACUUGAGGACACCUGGAGGCGGAACAGCGCCUCUGCCCGACCUUGCACCCGUAUCUGCGCCGCUGCCCGUACCGCCCAAACCGCCUUCUCCUCUGCCACCGGUCGCCCAGCCACCUUCUCGACCUCCGGCUCCUCCACCAUCCCGCCCUGUCGCAUCUACACAGCCUGAACACCCUCCACCACGACCAGCCCAGUCCAAACCCGCGUCCGUCCCUCCCCGCCCUCACCCCUCCUACGGCUCCAAGAUCCCCGCUUCCUACACGCGCCAACUCGCACAAAAGGCGAAAGAAGCAGACGAGGCGAGUUCUGACUCGGACGAUGACGAGGAGGACGAGUACGAGGAUGAGGAUGUGCAGAUGCGGCCGAUCGGGGCGAGUGUGGAUCGACCGCCGGCACAGGGGAAGAAGACGGCUGAGGCGGAUCGGACGACUCGGUCUGGCGCGACGUUUGCUUCUGCGCCUGUGCAAGCUGUGCACCUCGGUCCAUCGAGCAAGGCGACUCCGCCCGCGCGCUCGACGACCGCUUCGAAGUCAAUCCAGCGCGUCGCACCCAACAUCUCUGACUCGUCCUCGUCCGACUCGUCUUCCGACUCUGACGAGUCCGAUUCAGGCGGCGUACCGAGCGCCGUACGAGCGCAGAUGAGUCGGCAAGUGAAUGCCCAGAUGGCGAAAGUGCGAUCCGGGACCGGGACGCCCGUUCCGCCUGCUGUUCCUGCCGGUGCGGGUCAAAGGAGGGUAAAUUACCCGAGUAUCCAGGCUGCGCAGGCGGUGCAGCAGCAGCAGGCGAGGUGGCAGCAGCAAGUGCAGGCUCAGCAGCAGCAGAGGGCGGCAGCGGCAGCUGCUGCGAGUGCGGCGGGGCGGCCGGGACCUGGUCAGGUUGGACGCAAAGGGCUCGCGCCACCGGUGCGGACUGCAGCCUCGCUCGACCUGCGCCAGGCCGAGAUCGAGAACGACAUUCCCGACUCGAGCGAGGAGGAGUAG
Rhodotorula toruloides NP11 is the source of this 1731-nucleotide messenger RNA. Its product is annotated as transcription elognation factor Eaf, N-terminal domain-containing protein. NCBI's taxonomy places the organism in Eukaryota, Fungi, Basidiomycota, Microbotryomycetes, Sporidiobolales, Sporidiobolaceae. The record is from RefSeq and is a predicted model, not a curated record. Bases 1 to 1731 code for a protein of 576 amino acids. The transcript is spliced from 4 exons.